Molecule: messenger RNA, 1749 nt
Organism: Rhopilema esculentum
Lineage: Eukaryota; Metazoa; Cnidaria; Scyphozoa; Rhizostomeae; Rhizostomatidae
Source: RefSeq, a predicted model, not a curated record
GUGGAGCAGCAUUAUCUGUUGAAAAAUGUUUCGUUCCCUUUGAAAUUAUAAUAAAACAAUGUUAAUUGAGUUUGAGAUAUGACGUGAUGAAAUUAUUUGUCAACCAAUGAAAAGUACGAGAGUUGAUGACGUUUUGAACACGAGACUUUCCUUAUACCACGACAACAUGGAGGCUGGGUGUACACAUCUUUUUAGUGUUUACAGUUAAACUUUAAUAGAUCGAGAAAGCAUGUAUCGUCAACGGGUACGUAAAGCAAUAUAGCAGUACUUCAAAACAAACAGAGGAAGCCAACAGCCUGCUAAAUGUCACGGCUAAGCUUUACGAGUUCAGACAGGAAGGACUCUUGCACUUCGACCCAGGAGGGGCUCAAACUUAUAGAGCUGUUGCAAAAUUUCCUGGUACAACAGAAUGAGCAGAUCGAAAUUUUGAAAAACAGUGUCAAGAGUCUGGAAGAGGAAAGGGAUGCUUUAUUAAGUAAGAGAUGUGUCAACGACACGUAUUCCUUGAGAGAUAUUGCAACACAGACUGACGAGAAUAACGAUUUGUUUCAAUGCCAGCGCAGUUUCGCAGAAGGAAGGCCAGAAAACCACAACCCAGGAAAUAUUCAUGGUCACCAGAAAAUGGAUGUGGAGAAGUCCUUUAAGCAACAGCAUACAAAGACAAAAGAAACUGAGGUGCAAGAAGUGGAGAUUGCACUAAGUGACAGAGACUCCAGCUCAUUAGAUAGUGCAGAUGGUGUUCCAGCCAUCAAGAAGGGCAAUUCUGAAGUAAGAUACAAUAAAGAUUACGCAAGCCUGCUAGACACACCAGUGAAAUCAACACCAGAAGCAAAAGGAGCUUCAGUAACCCCACAAAAGUCAAUAAAGCGAACUAGCUCAAUUCAUGUGAAAAGGCAUGAUAGUAAGGGAAGAGCAGACUCUUAUCAACUUUCACCUGAUUUGCAAGCUGUUACAAAUGAUUUGCUGGCUAAUAAAUAUGGAGGGAAAGAGAAGGCUAAUAGUGCUGCGAAGGUAAUCCAGGAAUAUUACAGGCAUUGGGUCCUGAGUCGAAGCUUCAAGCGAAUGAGAGCGUAUUCAGAGAAAAGAAAAAAGUCAAUAACUAGGUAUCCAGAGAGAAUAUUGGACAGUGAUAGGAAAAGGGGUCAAAAUACUAUGUAUAACAUUGAAAACCCUGUCCUUAUUGUUGAUCUAGAAAAUGGCCAAGAAAAGGAUAGUAGUUUAUACUUACAAACGAAAGAGGAAGAUGAAAACACUACUCUAGAAGCAGAAAGAACUGAAAGAACUUCAUCAUUUUUGAAGACUAUGAGUCGUGGGAAAAUUGUUGCAGAUGAGAAGGGGGCUGUCAAUGGUGAUGGGCGUAAAAUUUUGUUACCUUCAGAUACUAUGUUCUAUUGUGGUUCUCCGAAAGAAAAUAAGGUAGAAAAGGAAACCCUACUUGGGUCAUCAAGACCAGUAAAGCCUAACAAUGAGGCUGCAUCAGUGGAUGAUGAGGCUGAGGAAGAAAAGCAGGGAAGUCCAGAGAGUGAGGAAAUAUCAAAAAAGAAAAUCACAAGGUCUGACAGCUCUGAUAGCUAUGAAAUAAUUGAUGCACAACAGCUCAUGCAGGUUUAUGCUCGAGAUGCACAAGGAAUUCUACCAGGCGAGACAAUGUCACGGUAUCUGGCAGCAAAUCCUUAUUCUGCCGAUGUAGAGAGGCUGAUUCCCAUCUACACUUUUCAAAUAUAUGAAUAUUGCAAUGAAUAUGCUUGA